Messenger RNA from Cucumis sativus (cucumber), 1263 nucleotides. RefSeq names its product 50S ribosomal protein L4, chloroplastic. Gene Ontology annotation, molecular function: structural constituent of ribosome. Gene Ontology annotation, cellular component: ribosome. The record is from RefSeq and is a predicted model, not a curated record. Gene Ontology annotation, biological process: translation. The coding region runs from base 70 to 936 and encodes 288 amino acids. NCBI's taxonomy places the organism in Eukaryota, Viridiplantae, Streptophyta, Magnoliopsida, Cucurbitales, Cucurbitaceae. The transcript has 2 exons.
AAGUGGAUAACGAGCGACAUCCAUAGAGAACACAACACAUCGCCUCGAAGCUCUUCAUUUGCUCCAACAAUGGCGACCUCCAUUUCGCCAUCGUCCCUCUCAUUCUUCACUUCAUCCGUUUUCCUUUCUUCUCCAAGCCACCAAAAUCUCAACCUCUUCUUCAAUUCGAAACCCAAUUCUCUUAAACCCCAAACCAAAACCCUAUCCAUCUCCUCCGAACUUGCUACUCUUCCUGUGCUCUCCUUCACCGGCCAAAAAGUCGGUGAAACCUACCUCGACCUCAAAUCCGCUCCGCCGGAAACCGCCCGCGCCGUCGUUCACCGUGCCAUUAUCACCGAUCAACAAAACAAGCGCCGUGGGACUGCUUCGACUCUCACUCGAGCUGAGGUUAGUGGAGGGGGUAAAAAACCCUACAAGCAGAAGAAAACCGGAAGGGCUCGUCGCGGUUCGAUGCGUACUCCUCUCCGGCCAGGUGGAGGGGUGGUCUUCGGGCCGAAACCUAGAGAUUGGUCGAUUAAGAUCAACAGAAAGGAGAAGAAACUGGCGAUAUCGACGGCGGUGGCUAGUGCGGCGGUUAAUACGAUAGUGGUGGAGGAAUUUGGGGAUAAGUUUGAGAAGCCGAAAACUAAAGAAUUCAUUGCUGCGCUGAAACGUUGGGGAAUUGAUCCGAAGGAGAAAUCGUUGUUCUUAAUGACGGAAGUUUCUGAUAAUGUGCGAUUAUCUAGCCGUAAUAUUGGAACGUUGAAGUUGUUGACGCCGAGGACGCUGAAUUUGUUUGAUAUUUUGGAUUCCGAUAAGUUGGUUUUGACGCCGACGGCGGUAGAUUAUCUGAAUGAGAGAUACGGAAUUAAUUACGAAGAAGGAAUCGAAGAAGGAGAAGAGGAGGAGGAAGAAGAAGAAGGGGUAGAGGCAGGUGAGGAUUCGGAUGCAGCAUAAUGAAUCUGCCAUGUUCAAAUCAUGGUAAAAGCUUUUGGAGUAUGUUAACUUUCAGGCUUUGAACGAAUUUUUUCUCUUUUGUUCUUGUACACACAAAAAGGUAUUUUCUUGUCCUCUUUUCCUCGAUAUCCUAAAGUGUUGUUAGCGGAUGAUCUCUUGAAGAAUAAUCUUUUAUUCUUUUGGAACUUGCAUUCUGUUAUGGUUUCCGUGUACUUUCUUCCCAAGUUAGGAGCUUCCAUUAUUAUUUAACAUCUCCAAUGGCAGUUUAUAACAUGUGGAAAUGUUCAGAGAGAAAGUGAACUAGUUUUUAGAAGAUCAUUUUUUGAA